This is a messenger RNA of Aspergillus vadensis CBS 113365, 1369 nucleotides long. RefSeq names its product putative LysM domain protein. The coding region runs from base 56 to 1369 and encodes 437 amino acids. Lineage: Eukaryota; Fungi; Ascomycota; Eurotiomycetes; Eurotiales; Aspergillaceae. The transcript is spliced from 5 exons. The record is from RefSeq and is a predicted model, not a curated record.
CCUACUCUUACUAACGAAAGACAAGUAAUCGAGUAGCUUCAAUUGUUUGGACAGAAUGAUUUCCACUCCUUUUUUCACCCUCGCCAUAUUCGCAUCCGUCCAUGGUUUUGCCAUCAACAAGAGAUUUGACAAUGGUGACUUCCCAACUGGUAAUACUGACCCCAAUGUGGCCAGUGCAUGUACAUACUGGGCGAAUUCUAUUGGCUCAACAGAUACUUGUGCGGACCUUGAGAGCUACUAUGGAAUCACGGCUACACAGCUAACUUUCUGGAACCCUUCUCUCUCAAUCACUAACUGUGCCCUCAAAGAAGGCUGGAGCUACUGUGUUAGUGCACCAGCUAUAUCAACCACACCCUCGUUCACCAGCACUAUGUCUACAACAUCUUCCACGCUCCUGCCUACUACCACGGCGACAUCUGCGUCAAACAUAACCAGCAGUGCGAGUAGCCCUUCCCCGGCUCAAAGCGGCCUGAGCUCGAGCUGUGAUGCAUUCUAUUACGUCAAAACGGGCGAUUCUUGCUGGGCAAUUGUCAACUCGUACGGCAAUUUUACGCUCAACCAGUUUUACUCCUGGAACCCGGCCGUCAAGUCCGACUGCUCCGGCCUACAGCCAGACUAUUACGUCUGUAUCGGUGUCACUGGGUCCACCACUGUGGCGUCGCAGACUACACUUCCUGCUACCAAUACUGCUUCAGCGGUUACUACUACUGGGUCAUACCUACCCGAGCAGACGGGAAUCGCAUCAAACUGCAAUAAACACUACUAUGUUAAACACGGCGAUACUUGCUCUGACAUUGCUAUCAAUUACGACAUCAGCCUAAGCGAUUUCUACUCCUGGAAUCCAGCUGUAGGAACAACGUGUAGUAACCUGGAAGCUGAUUACUGGGUAUGCGUCGGUAUAUCUGGUGGUACCUCCGCAACCACCACAACACCUACCUCCACAUCCACAUCAACAGCUAGCAGUACCACACCCACCAGCAGCGCUCCAUAUCCCACCCAGUCGGGCCUAGUAGAUGACUGUUCCACCUACUACCAAGCCAAAUCCGGAGACAGCUGCUGGUCUAUCGUCAACAACGAAUAUACCUACCUGACGACCUCCCUCUUCGAAGAAUGGAAUCCCGCCGUCGGAUCAGACUGUAGCAACCUGCAACCUAGUUACUAUUACUGUGUUGCCACGCAGAAGCAGGCGCCAAUGCCCGACACGAUCGAUACCUGUGAGAAGUGGCAUUUGGUAGCUGAAGGGGACAAUUGUUGGUCGAUUGAGCAGGACGCAGGUAUUACUGCGGAUCAGUUUAAUACGUGGAAUCCGUACGUGGGUUCAUCCUGUGCGAACCUGUGGUUGGAGUAUUGGGUUUGUGUUGGUGUUUAA